Aspergillus ochraceoroseus IBT 24754 is the source of this 1468-nucleotide messenger RNA. Its product is annotated as COP9 signalosome complex subunit 6. The record is from RefSeq and is a predicted model, not a curated record. The transcript has 3 exons. Gene Ontology annotation, cellular component: COP9 signalosome. Gene Ontology annotation, molecular function: metallopeptidase activity; protein binding. NCBI's taxonomy places the organism in Eukaryota, Fungi, Ascomycota, Eurotiomycetes, Eurotiales, Aspergillaceae. Gene Ontology annotation, biological process: protein deneddylation. The coding region runs from base 58 to 1242 and encodes 394 amino acids.
GCCAGAAUUCCCCCCCCCCCCCUUCGAGAAUAUUUGGAGAGGGUUUCUUUUUUGAUCAUGUCUGACCAGCAGGACUCUCUUCUCUCCCAGAAGUCAUCCGAUUCGGGCCUCCACAUCCAGCUGCACCCGCUUACCCUGCUCACUAUCUCCGACCACAUCACCCGGCAUGCGGCACGGUCUCAACAAGGUCCAAUUAUCGGGGCGUUACUAGGCCAACAAAACGGGCGCGAGAUAACGGUAGAAUACGCAUUCGAGUGUAUCGUGGUGGAAAGCCCCAGCGGCGAAGCGCAACUCCCGAACGACUGGUUCGUUGAACGAGUAAAGCAAUUCAAGGAUGUCCAUAAAGCGCCAACUUUAGACCUCAUCGGAUGGUGGUCAACGGCUCCUCCCUCCGGCCCUACUGCAUCCCACCUCCCCAUCCACCGCCAGAUCCUCCAGAAUCACAAUGAAUCCGCCGUAUUCCUCGCGUUCCAUCCUUCACAGGUACAGGGGGCAUCGAAGAAUGGGGGGAAACUACCCUUGACUGUGUAUGAGAGCGUUUACGAGGGAGAGAGCGUUACCGAAAGUGGGAAGGCCAUGCAGGUAGAUGGCGAGGAACAGUCGUUGAAUAUUCGCUUCCGAGAGUUGCCUUAUACAGUUGAGACGGGCGAGGCGGAGAUGAUUGGCAUCGAUACCGUCGCUCGAACAGCCAGGAAUGCAGCUGCUGUCGAGACAUCAACUACAGGCACCGGUGCUUUGCUACAGAAGGAUACUCAGAAGACUGAGGCUGACAGCAAAGACCAGUCAGCUAGCACAGUUUUACUUUCGCCAGAGGAGGAAGAAAUGAUUGCUAGUUUAAAUACACGCCUGAACGCCAUCCGAACCCUGGAAUCCCGAAUCUCCCUAAUCAAGUCAUAUGUUUCCAGCAUAUCUCCUGAAUGCCGAGAUACCCAAGCCAACCCCGAUACAUAUUUGUGUCACCCGAUUCUCCGAGAUAUUAAUUCCCUUCUUUCUAACCUUUCACUCCUCACACCCCACGAACAAAGUGCCUUCUCGGUAGAGACCCUCGCUCAGAGCAAUGACGUGCACCUGGUAGCUUUGCUUGGACAGCUUAGCCAGAGCAUCAAGGGUAUGCGGGAAGUGGGUAAACGUACAGCCAUUGUGAACAGCGUGAGACGUAACGCUGUGUCUCGAAAGGCUCAAAUGUCCAUGCAGAGCCGAUAUGAAGAUGACAUCAUGGCUCGGGAUGGGAUGACUGGCUGAAUUAGGUUUUUCUCAACGACUGGAGAAUGGAUUCGAUCCUCAUGAUUGGCACCCUGAAUCUCAUAAUGAACGUCGUGGUCCCGUAAUAAAGAUGACGGCUAAUCGACGAAUAAAGAAAUUAAUGAACCUCGUAAGAAUACAUCCAUAAAAUCUAAAUAAAUCAUCAUAUAUACUUGAAGGUGGCUUAAAUAUACAAGCUCAGCAUAUUCCGUCAUCAUGAUUGAGA